Messenger RNA from Vanrija pseudolonga, 4416 nucleotides. RefSeq names its product putative ATP-dependent helicase. The record is from RefSeq and is a predicted model, not a curated record. Gene Ontology annotation, molecular function: ATP binding; ATP-dependent chromatin remodeler activity. Gene Ontology annotation, biological process: double-strand break repair via homologous recombination. Bases 200 to 4330 code for a protein of 1376 amino acids. Gene Ontology annotation, cellular component: cytoplasm; nucleus. Lineage: Eukaryota; Fungi; Basidiomycota; Tremellomycetes; Trichosporonales; Trichosporonaceae. The transcript is spliced from 12 exons.
AUCACUUCUUCUUCUCUUCACUCUUCCACUCUUCUUCACCUCUUGCACCUCUUGCGACCCCCUAGACACCUCCUCCUCUCUCCACAGGACACCUUCUAGACACCUCUAGAUACAUAGAACCACCCCUACCCCUCUUGACAGCGAUUCCCUCCCGCAACGUCCCUUUCUUAUCAGUGACACCUUCCUUCCCUCCCGCGCAAUGGUCAAGUACACCAACGCGCCGGGACAGGCCCCUUCCGCGGAGUGGGUGCUGGAGGUCGCGCGCGCCGCGACGGGCGAGGACGAGUCGGGCGCAGACGAGCCCUUCCCCGAUGAGCUCGCCCCCCUCCUCCCAGCCAUAACGAAGUUCCUCACCACGAACCCGGGCGACACGCACUUCUUAUUCGAACGCGCGGUGGCCGGAAAGCCCAAGGUCGGAGGCAACGGCUUCGGGUCGGUGACGUGCAUGGAGGACUUAUGUUGGAACGACCACGUCCUGACCGCCGACCCCGAGCUGCCUGAUGGCGGCCGCGCCGCCGGCAUUGGCAGCUUCUACGAGUACUCCCUGCACUGCCAGGAGGAAAAGCAUGUCAGAUACCGCGAUGAGCGCUUGGCCAAGAUGGGUGUUGUCAUUCCGAGCGGCCAGGUGGCCAUCUUGCCACAGGACAUUGUUGGCGAGACUGAAGGCAACGCUGUUGCGGGUCCGAGCCGCGCUGUUGCGCCAACGUCGGCGCAGCAGGACGCUGCCAGGUAUGACAGUGAUGACGACAUCCUGCCCACUGCCGCGCCGUCGAGCAGCACCUUCAAGGCCACCGCGUCGAGCCCGACGCGCGCGACCUCUUCUGCGUGGCCAUCACAGUCGUCGUCCAGCGGUUUGCGCGACCACAGCAUCAACACGCUCGACUCGCUCCCUUCCCCGCGCGCGAGCAUAGACAAGGGCAAGUACAGAGCCCAGCCGGCAGUUGUCGACAGUGACUCGGACGACGAGAUCUUGUUCAUGGGCGGCAGCGGCCCGACCAAGAAGCGCCCUACCGCCACCCUUACGGUCUUGUCCGACGACGAGGACGAGGUAAAGCCAGCCCCUAGAUCGUCACAGAGCACCCCCUCCCAGCGCAAGUUCAAGACGGACCCUUCGCAGCCUUGGAUUCAAGUCUGGAACUCGUUGACGAUGAGCGAGAAGAUGAAGACGGUGUCGAUGGAGCGUUCAGAUCUCAAGAAGCGUACCGCGACUCUUACCAAGAACAAGGGAUUGAGAGCUCUCACCAGCGGCCAGAGGAUGGAGCUCAGUGACCGCUUGACCCACCUGAAUGCCAUUCUCCAGUCGGGAGGCGUCAAGUCGUGGACACCGCCAAGCGUCCAGGUGAUGGAGCUCGUUCACGUCUACAUCAUGAACCAGCGCCUCCGCGAGACCAUUCCCAACCUUACUUGGCCUGGAAAGGGCUCUACUGCGCCCAGCUUAGGCGACCUCGCGAUCCAGGCUACAGUCAAGCCCGAUCCUGCGACGAGGAUCCCAGGGAUCCCUACCCAGCCGGAGGCGGGGCCGUCGACAGCUGCAUUUGCAGUGCCUGUCGUUAGACCUGAUGGAGUUGUGCCCCCUCCCCCGGAGCUUCAGGCGGCCUGGAACGCGAUGGACCGCCCAAGCCAAGUGCAGCAGUGUGAGGCUGAGCACAGAUCGCUCUCCGCCUACUACGCCACCUUGAUGAACCCUAUUGUCCAUGGUCCCCUCCGUCAGUUCGUGGGAGACCGCAUGCUCAAGCUCCGCGAAUGGAUCCACUACAUCCAAAGUGGUCGCCCUGCCCAGUGGGAACCUACUCCCAACAUCCUCCUCAGGACCUUCCCCAACCUCCCGAGGAUCUUCCAGCCCCAGAUUCGUCAGGCAUUGCUUGGCCUCCCUGGCGCAUUAGGCCUUGCCGGUUUGGCAGGUAUUGCUCCAGGUGGCGAGGGUGCAGGUGCCAUCGACCCCGAAGAGUACAUGCCCGAGCGACCACUUGGCCAAGACCUGAACACGUUCCUCCAAGACUCGUUUUCAGACUUUAACGAAGACACCACCAUCGAGGAGGGUAUGAAGACCCUAGGGCUGGCCACACUACAGGACAAGCUUCCUGGGGCGCUGUUCUCCUUGAUGCCACACCAAGUUCUAGGGGUCGCUUUCAUGGUCAAGCGCGAGGAGAGCAGCAAGGCACCCUUCGGCGGUUUGCUCUGUGAUGCCAUGGGUCUGGGCAAGACUGUCCAGUGCAUCGCUCUCAUGCUUGUUCGUGACAAGCGUCCGUCAGACUUUAAAAGGUCUCCUCAGCUGGUGGUGGCUCCCGUCGCUGUCCUCGCUCAAUGGAAGCAGGAGAUUGAGGACAAGACGACCAAGAACAUCAAGGUGUUCAUUCACCACGGUGGAAGCCGCGCCAAGACGCCUGCUCAGUUGAAGCAGUACGACGUUGUGAUCACGACGUACGGUGUCGUCAAGUCUGAGGCCAAGCUCAAGAACAAGAAGCAGCGUAAGGAGGCCCGUGAGGCGGCACGCCAGCGCGACCGCGACUCGUUUGACGAGUCGGACGACGAUGACAUUAGGCCGCUACAAAAGGGCCCAUUGUUCCGCACCAAGUGGUUCCGGGUGUUCCUUGACGAGGCUCACGAGGUGAGGAACAAGAACACGAUUGGCGCCAAGGCGAUUAUGGACCUCGACCUCCUGCACCCGUGGUACCUGACUGGAACCCCAAUUGUAAACACUCUUUCGGACAUUGGCCCAGCCCUUCGAUUCAUCGGUGCGAUGGACGACGAGGAGUUCAGGAACCGCGUGGCCAGGAUUGAGAAGAAGAAGCCUCGUCUUGCGGCCAAACGUACCCAGGCUAUCCUGAAGCCUUUGAUGGUGAGGCGCAACAAGGACACCGAGAUCAACGGCGUUCGUAUCCUCAACCUCCCGCCAAAGACAACCGUGAUGGACCCGCUGGGCUUCACAGCCGAGGAGCGCGCGAUUUACUCGGCCCUUGAGCGACGUGCUCAAAUCAGAGUGAACAAGUUCAUCAAGCAAGGCACCUUGAUGAAGAACUACUCGGUUGUCCUCGUCCUCCUCACUCGCCUGAGGCAAUGUGUCAACCACCCGUGGCUGCUCCGCCGAGCACCUGGCGACGAGCGAGAGGACGACAUGAUGGUGUCUGACGACGUUUUCGGAGGCAUGGACCAAUACCGUUCUCAGGAUGCCGACGAGUAUGGUCGAGCCGUCGCCCUUCUCGGCGCGCCUGCCGUGGAGGCGCUGCGCCAAAAGCUCGAGGACCGCUACAAGGCGAUGACUUCAGAUGCCGACGGCCAGCCUCAAGACUUAGAGUGCAGCAUCUGUUAUGAGCCUUUCGACGGCAAGGAGGUCAUUUCAAGUUGUGGCCACAUGUACUGCCCUUCGUGCAUUACGGGCCUGUACGAGCAGCCACUCCGCGACGCCGCUGGCCUCACCGACGAACAAGCUGAGCGUGGCUCCCGCAACUGCCCAAUGUGCCGUGAGGUCCUUGAGAAGGGCCGGUUCUUCCGUGCGUGCGCCAUCUACAAUCCGCCGCCUCCGGAGAAGGACGAGGCGGAGGAAGAGGAGGAAGAGGAUGUCAAGCCCGCCGACCGCAAGCCUGUCGACCGCAAGGGCAAGGGCAAGAAGCGAGCCGUGAGUGAGAUUACCUGUGACCCGUCUGACGUUUCGAAGAGCGACACCAAAGACUUCUUUGAGAAGAAGCCGAAGCUCGAGAAGGGCAAGGGCAAGGCUGAGGAUGUUGACAGCGACCAAGACGAGUUGAUUGAGGAAGUGAUCACUCCGUCGACCAAGAUGGUCAAGCUUCUCGAGCUGGUCAAGAGCUACCUCGCCGAGGAUCCAAACGUCAAGAUCCUCAUCUUCUCCCAGUUUGUCCAGUUCAUUGACAUUCUCGGCGACUUCCUGUACCAGCACAACAUUCGCAAGCUCGACUACACCGGCCGCAUGUCACAAGGCGAGCGCGAGGAGGCGAUCCGCCGAUUCAAGAUGCCGCCCCAGGUCAACAGAUCCGUUCCUGUCCUGCUGCUCUCCACGAAGGCGGGAGGCGUUGGCUUGAACUUGACGGUGGCGUCCAAGGUCAUCUGCUGCGACUUGGCUUGGAACCCGGCUACAGAGCAGCAGGCAGUGGACCGCUGCCACCGUAUCGGCCAGAGCCUCCCUGUGCACGUUGAGCGCCUUGUGAUUGAAGAGACGGUGGAGGACCGCCUUCUGGAGAUCCAGAAGCACAAGGGCCUGCUUGCCGAUGGUGCCAUGGGCGAGGGUGACAUUGGCAAGCUGGGCAGGUUGUCGGUCGAGGACAUUCGCCGCCUGUUCGCUAUCGACCGUGACCACGCCCAGGAGGAUGACUAGGGUGCCGUCAUCGGCGUUGUUUCGGUCUUCAUGUUCCUUGCAAUUAAUUCAAUUGAGUACUGUAGUCGCUCGGUAGACUGUAGAAA